Hyalella azteca is the source of this 716-nucleotide messenger RNA. Its product is annotated as coiled-coil domain-containing protein 89-like. The annotation marks the transcript as partial. NCBI's taxonomy places the organism in Eukaryota, Metazoa, Arthropoda, Malacostraca, Amphipoda, Hyalellidae. Gene Ontology annotation, molecular function: microtubule binding. Gene Ontology annotation, cellular component: cytoplasm; nucleus. The transcript has 5 exons. The record is from RefSeq and is a predicted model, not a curated record.
UAUGAAGCGUUCGAUUGCCCUGGCCUCAAAAGCGAAAUCGCUCGUCUUCAGGAAUCGCUGGUGGCAGCUGAACAAACUCUGGGUGACCGCGAGAUCGCCCUUGCCGCUGCAGAAACAAAGCUCAGUGAAGAGCAGGCACGUGCAUCGUUGGAGCAGCUGCAGCUCAGCGAGCAACAUGAACGUGAUUUGCUGCAUCUGAAGCAGCAGCAAGAACUGGUACUGCAGCAACUCAAAGAGCGCCAGCAGCAAGAGUUGCUGGAAAUUACUGCUCAACAUGACGAAAGAGCUGCCAGUGAGCAGAAGAAGCAUCAUCUGCAGAUCCAAACACUGCAGGAAGAGCACAGCAACUUGGUAUGCGAGUUGACAUCGGCUCAUAAAUCUCGGGAAGAAGAUCUCCAGGCACAAAUUUUGUGCGCGGAGAAGGAGAGCGAGAAGCUGAGGGAGCGCAACUCCAAGUUACAAGAGUCCCUCCUGAGUGACUCCGACCAUCGCCUUGUGGGCAUCCGCCAGCACUGCUCCGACCUGCAGAAAGAGGUGGAGUCACUGAAGUCGGUGGUGGAGAUGCGCAACAGCGACCUGCACAAGCUGAGGGCGCAGGUGGCGGGCAUGGAGCAGCUGGAGCGCGAGCUGGAGGCCGCCCGCCACCACGCCAACACCCUGAACGCCAAGACCGAGGACCUCAACGCGCAGAUCAACACUAAAUCCCAGACUGAGAG